Molecule: messenger RNA, 441 nt
Organism: Arctia plantaginis
Lineage: Eukaryota; Metazoa; Arthropoda; Insecta; Lepidoptera; Erebidae
Source: the annotation of a GenBank genome assembly
AUGAAUAACUUGUUGAGAAGAACUAUUUUUCCAUCUUAUAACAACACUUUAAAAUUAUGCAGAUCCUUUGCCAAUGUAGGGGUUCCAAAAGAGAAAAUUGAUACUUUGAUCAAAAAUAAUAAAGUUGUAGUAUUUAUGAAAGGUGUUCCAGACGCUCCAAGAUGUGGAUUUAGUAAUGCAGUAGUCCAAAUAAUGAGGAUGCAUGCGGUUCCCUAUGACAGUCACGACGUCCUCUCUGAUGAAAAUCUAAGACAAGGUAUUAAAGAUUACUCCAAUUGGCCAACGAUUCCACAAGUUUUCAUUAAUGGAGAGUUUGUAGGAGGUUGUGAUAUAAUGCUACAGAUGCAUCAAUCUGGUGAGCUUAUUGAAGAACUCAAGAAAGUUGGUAUAAAGAGUGCUUUAUUAACAGCUGCUGAACAGUCUAAGGAAGAAAAGAAAUGA